AUGGCUGAUAAUUAUGAUAUUUCACGAAAUCCAAGUGAUUUACCUAAAUCAAAAGGUAUUACAAAUGUUCGUCCUGGUGCUUCUCGUCAGCAUUUUCUCAACUUUGACAAUACGAAUUCUGAACCAGAGAGUUCUCGUCGACAAUUAACAGCCUGUUCUUGGCAUAGUUCAAUCAAUGAGGAAAACAAAGAGAAAACAGAUGUUGAAGAUAUAUUUUCUACUGAAAUUGAUGAAGAAGUCUAUGAACGAUAUUCACUUCGAGGUUUGUUACCAGAACAAUGGACAAGAGGACAUGGUGCAACUGAUACAUUAAAAAAUAUUACUGAUAAUCAUUGUAGCGCAUUUUAUGACAAAGCCAUGGAACUUAUGGGAAAACGUAUAAAUUAUGAAGAAGCAUUAGUUAAUAUAAAUAAAUGUCUUCUUCUUAAACCAUUUCAUAUUCCAUUUUAUGAAAUUCGAUCAGAAAUCUAUUUAAAUUUAUGUGAUUUUCAAAGUUCAAUUAUAAGUUUACAAAAAAGUAUUUUAUAUACACAAGUAACAACAGCUAAUAAUGCAACAAGUAAUAGUCGAUUAUCAAAAACGGAACAACAAGCAAUAUCAAAACCUGUAACACCAGUUGUUUAUCGAGAAGAUCGAUUAACAAAUGAUAAAAUAGCAUUUCUUCGAUAUAUCUCAGGUGUAACAUUAUUCGAUCAAAAACUUUAUUUAGAUGCACUGGGUAUUGUUGCUAAUGGUUCUAAUAUAUUUAUUACAUUACCAUUUCAAAUUUAUAGUAUCCUUUGUCUAACAGCUUUAAAUAAAAUCGAUGAAGCAAGUACAUUAAUAACUCAAAUGAUCGAACAAUAUCCUCAAAAUGCUGAUUUAUUAAUUAUUCGUGCUCGUCUAUAUUAUAAAGACAAGAAUAAGGUUUUUAUUGAAGAAUUAUAUUAUUUUUUCAAUUAG
Rotaria sp. Silwood1 is the source of this 942-nucleotide messenger RNA. The record is from the annotation of a GenBank genome assembly. Lineage: Eukaryota; Metazoa; Rotifera; Eurotatoria; Philodinida; Philodinidae.